Molecule: messenger RNA, 5886 nt
Organism: Vespa velutina
Lineage: Eukaryota; Metazoa; Arthropoda; Insecta; Hymenoptera; Vespidae
Gene: DNApol-delta
Product: DNA polymerase delta catalytic subunit
Exons: 16
Coding region: 2439-5756 (1105 amino acids)
Biological process (GO): DNA replication proofreading; base-excision repair, gap-filling; nucleotide-excision repair, DNA gap filling
Cellular component (GO): delta DNA polymerase complex
Molecular function (GO): 3'-5'-DNA exonuclease activity; DNA-directed DNA polymerase activity; nucleotide binding
Source: RefSeq, a predicted model, not a curated record
UUCCCCGAUAACCACGCUUUCUCGGUUCCGGUAUAUUAUACCAAUUACGUGAUAAUCGGUUUAAUUGCUCAAUUCUUGAUAAUUUUAAUAAGCGAACCGAGAUACCAGUUACGUCGGUGAAAAUCGUCAUACUUUUAAAAUAUUUACUUUCCUUUGAGCAGCUUCCCGCGGCUCAUUCCUCAUCAUAUUUUCUACACGAUCUUAAACCGUUCAGUACCGUCGUAAUCGAAUAUUAGUAUAUUCACGACCUAACUGAAGUGAUUUCUAUGGAAAAUAAGUACAAAAAAUUGUUAAAAGAAUAGUAAUAAAUUAUUAGAAAUUUUACAAUAUCAAUAUUACCUGUUCAGCUUGCAUUCUCUGAGAUACAGUUUCAAUGUAAUGUAAUACCGCAAGAUAAACGAAUUUAUAUUGUGCUUCAGUCUGUACCAUACCUGAUCUCUGAGAACGUACUCUUUGAAUCGUUCGUUGAAUAUCGAUCUCACAAUCAAGACCUAGUAUAAUCAAUAAAUAUAAAUAUAGUUUAAUUAUGUACAGUGAAAUAUUGUUGACUUAAAAAUAAUUGAAGAUAAUUACCGUGGCGUUUAAUUUGAUCCAAAAUCAUAUCAAUAACAAUAAAAGUUCCAGUCCUUCCUAUUCCAGCGCUACAAUGAACAAGAAUUGGCCCCAUGCUUGGUGCAUUUUGAGUAUUUGAUGCAACAGCUGCAGCUAUUAAUUCUUGUCUAGCAUUUACAUCAUGAAGAAAGUUUAAAACACAACCAGGAUCUGACGGUACACCAUGAUCAGGCCAUGCCUAUAAGUCAGUUUGAGAAUAAUAUUAUUAAUCUAAUAUUGUAAAUUACUGUAUUCUUAUAAUAUGCAGCAAGAUUCUCAUAAUCUUUUACGAACUAUAAUCAAUGGUAGAAAGAAAAAUAAUAACUUGAAAAUGAUAAUGGAAUAUUCUUCUGGCAACCGUGUUGUUUGGCUUGUUUCCUUGCAGUAAAAAUUCACGUAAAGUAUAAUCUGCUGUUACAGUGCAAGAAAGAGCAUUAACUUUCCAUGUGCCUCCAUAUUCUGCAAUUUCUCCCUCUUCAGGCCAAUAUCGAGCACAUUUAUUCUAAAAAGUAAUGAUAUAUGUAUUAUCAUUUACUACAUAUUAUUAUUAUUCAUUAUUAAAGACAUUUUCUCUUCAACAUACUUUUCCUCUUUCCAUUUCUUUCGUUGUCAUAACGAUUACUCGAGUGUUUUCUUGGUACACCAUGUGCCAAAAGUCUCCAAUGGUAUUUGGAAGACAUCCUUGUGUAGCAAUAUAACAUUUAUUAAACUGUCCAACAUCAUUUCCACUAAUACCAGGUGCAGCUCCAUCACCUUCUUCAUUCUGCAAACAAUACUUAUGUGUAAUAAAUGUAUAUUAGGAUCAACAUCCUUCAAGCGUACCCUCGUGUGAUCAACUGCAAGAAAAAUUAUAGAAUGUAUAAUCUAGCAGUGAAGAAACAACUUUUAAGGUGGUGCAAUACAAAUAUAUAUCUUACACGAUAAUGUGAAAUCACCAGGAUUGGAUGAACUUGGACGUGCCAGAAAGGAACUAUCAUAACCUCGUUCCAUUAAUAAGCGCUCUGCCUCUAAUCCUGAUAUGUUAGGGUGAAACCAUCUACAAUUAAAAGUAUUUAAUUUAAUUCAUAGACAAAUUUGUUUAUAAUACAACUUCAAAAAGUAAAUAUUUAACAUUUUAUAGCAUCAAUGAGACAUUAGAUUUUUGAAAAACAUUAUUGUAAACAAUUGUACACAUAAUAAUUCAUAAAAUAUGCAAAUUUAUUUUUUUUGCAAAAAAUUAUGAUAGUCUCUUGCAAUUUGUGAAAAAUUAAAGAAUAAUUUUUUUAAAUGUGAUAACAUACAAAAACGAUUGUUUAAUUUUAACGUUGACACUUUAUUUGCAAGUAUGUCUGACUAACCUGCUGUUGUGCCGACGAUACGCAAAAUUGUUCUCGGAAUGUCCAUGAAUUACGAUAAUCGUAUUUUCUUUAUAUAAGUAUAAAAACAUGCCUUACCUGCGGGAUGCCAUGUCGCAAUUACAACUACGCCCUGCUUGUAAUUAAUUCUUCAUUGUAACACAUUGAAAUUCACAGUGGCGACCACAAAAUUCUAAAUACUUUAACUAAACAUUAACUAAGCACUAUAACGCUGUUUGACAUAAUUUAUUUUACAUAGUAUACCAUCACAUACUAGAUGGACUAACUCAUAUUUAUUUUCUCCCAUUUAAUAUAUUUUUUACUCAAAAGAUGGCGCAAGGCGAAACGAUCAGCGCCAUCUGUAACAGCGCAAUUUGUAAAGAAAUAAAAAUUCCCGCUGUUUUGUACAAGUUAGAGCGAAAUAAAUUAAUUUGUGUACUUAGGUGCAAAUAAAAUAUUGUGUUUUUGUUUUGUUUUUGUAUAUUUAAAGUGUUAGAAAUCAAAUUAUUUGAAAUGAUUAGAAGACAGUAUUCGGGACCUGGAGCUGCGAAAAAGGCAAAAUUUAGCCAGAAUGACGAUGAAGAUGAUUACCCUGGUUCAUUUGAAGCCGAAUUGGCUACUAUGGAUGAUAUGGAUGAUCAAUGUAAUGAUUUGACACAAAUUAUUGGCGAACCUAUUGACAACUGCAAAAUGACGAAUGAAAAGCCAAAAGCAGGUCCAGAACAAGAAAAUAUAUCUGCAAAAUGGAGUAGACCGUCUCCACCAGAUUUAAAUCCACAAAUUGAUACAUUAACAUUUCAACAGAUAGAUAUUGAUCAUUAUAUAGGUCAGCCAUUACCAGGAAUGCCAGGUAGUAAAUUUGGCUCUGUUGCAAUCAUGAGAAUGUUUGGUGUUACUGAACAAGGAAAUUCUAUUUGCUGUCAUGUUCAUGGAUUUUGUCCAUACCUGUUUGUUACAGCACCACAGAACUUCACAAAUGCUCAUUGUAAACCUUUUAAGGAUGCACUCGAUCAAGCUGUUAAGAAAGAUAUGAAAUCAAAUCAAAAUACCGUUCAAGAAGCUAUUUUAGCUGUUGAAAUUGUAUAUAAACAAACGGUAUAUACAUAUACAGGAAAUGACAAAAAUGCAUUUUUGAAAAUUACUGUUGCACUUCCAAAAUUAAUAGCACCUUGUAAAAGAUUACUCGAAAAAGAAAUUGUUUAUAACGAAUUUAAUCAUACUUAUACACCCUUUGAAACGAAUAUUGAUUUUGAUAUUAGAUUUAUGGUAGACACAUCAGUAGUAGGUUGUUGUUGGAUUGAAUUACCACCAAACACUUGGAAAUUACGAGGUCAAUAUGGACAUACAUUGCCAGUAAUAUCUAGAUGCCAGUUGGAAGUAGAUAUUGCAUGGGAUGCUUUUAUAGCUCAUCCAGCGGAAGGUGAAUGGUCUAAAGUUGCGCCAUUUAGAAUACUUAGUUUUGAUAUUGAAUGUGCAGGGCGAAAAGGUAUAUUUCCUGAACCUAAUCAUGAUCCUGUUAUACAAAUUGCAAAUAUGGUAAUAAGACAGGGAGAAACAGAACCAUUUCUACGAAAUAUAUUUACUCUUAAUACAUGUGCACCUAUUGUUGGUUGCCAAGUACUUAGUUUUAACAAAGAACAAGAACUUUUGCAGAAAUGGGCAGAAUUUAUACGACAGUUAGAUCCUGAUAUUUUUACAGGAUAUAAUAUUAAUAAUUUUGAUUUUCCAUAUUUAAUUAAUCGCGCGAAGUUCCUCAAUGUGAAAGACUUUGAGUAUCUUGGUAGAAUCAAAAAUAUAAAGUCUGUCAUUAAAGAUCAGAUAUUGCAAAGUAAGCAAAUGGGACGACGUGAAUACAAAAUUAUAAACUUUGAAGGCAGAGUACCAUUUGACUUACUUUUGGUAUUAAUUAGAGAUUAUAAAUUGAGGUCUUAUUCUUUGAAUGCCGUUUCUUAUCAUUUUUUGCAAGAGCAAAAAGAAGAUGUGCAUCAUAGUAUUAUCACUGAUUUGCAAAAUGGUAAUGCACAGACUCGAAGACGUCUUGCUGUGUAUUGUUUGAAAGAUGCAUAUUUACCAUUGAGAUUAUUAGAUAAAUUAAUGUGUAUAAUUAUUUAUAUGGAAAUGGCAAGAGUUACUGGUGUAUCUUUAAUGAGUUUAUUAACUCGAGGGCAACAAAUUAAAGUUGUUUCUCAACUUUUAAGAAAGAUGCGAGAAAAAAAUUAUUUAAUGCCAGUACACACAGGACGUGGAUCAGAUGAACAGUUUGAAGGAGGUACUGUUAUAGAGCCGAAACGUGGCUAUUAUAGUGAUCCUAUAGCUACAUUAGAUUUCAGUUCCCUGUAUCCCAGUAUUAUUAUGGCUCAUAAUCUAUGUUAUACAACUUUAUUAACGCCUGAGAAACAGAAUAAAUAUGAUUUAAAAAUUGACGAAGUUACGCGUACUCCAAGCAAUUCAUUAUUUGUUAAAUCUACUGUUAGAAAAGGGUUGCUUCCUGAAAUUUUAGAAAAUCUUUUGACAGCUAGAAAAGUUGCUAAAGCUGAAUUAAAAAAGGAAACAGAUCCGCUUAAACAAAAAGUUUUAGAUGGUAGACAGUAUGCUUUGAAGGUAUCAGCAAAUUCUGUGUAUGGAUUCACAGGUGCACAGAUGGGAAAGUUACCGUGUUUAGAAAUUUCUGCUAGUGUUACUGCUUAUGGACGCACUAUGAUAGAAAAAACGAAACACGAAGUUGAGCAACAUUACUGUAUCAACAAUGGUUACAAAAACGAUGCUAUUGUUAUUUAUGGUGAUACAGAUUCUGUUAUGGUUAACUUUGGCGUGAAAAAGAUAGAAGAAGCCAUGGAACUAGGUAAAGAAGCUGCAGAGUAUGUUACAUCAAAAUUUAUUAAACCCAUCAAAUUGGAAUUUGAAAAAGUCUACUUUCCUUAUCUUUUAAUAAACAAAAAAAGAUACGCGGGUCUUUACUUUACAAAGCCUGAUAAAUAUGAUAAAAUGGAUUGUAAAGGUUUAGAAACAGUGAGAAGAGAUAAUUGUCCUUUAGUAGCAAAGAUGAUGAAUACUUGUUUGCAAAAAUUACUUAUUGAUAGGAAUCCUGAAGAUGCUAUUGAUUAUGCAAAACAAAUAAUAAGCGAUCUUUUGUGUAAUCGUAUUGACAUUUCGCAAUUGGUUAUUACAAAAGAGCUAACAAAGACUGAUUAUGCGGCUAAACAGGCGCACGUCGAAUUAGCAGCCAAGAUGAAAAAGCGUGAUGCAGGAACUGCACCAAAACUUGGUGAUCGUGUUCCAUAUGUAUUUAUAAGUGCCUCUAAGGGUACUCCAGCUUAUCAGAAAGCUGAGGAUCCUAUAUUUGUAUUAGAAAAUAGUAUUCCCAUUGAUACAACAUAUUAUUUAGAAAAUCAAUUAUCAAAACCAUUAGUACGUAUUUUUGAACCAAUUCUUGGUGAAAAAGCACAAUCGUUACUUUUAAAAGGAGAUCAUACUCGUACAAAAAUUGUUGUUACUUCUAAAGUCGGUGCAUUGGCAGCAUUCACACGUAAAAAAGAAACGUGUAUUGGCUGUAAAGCCGUUUUGCAACCAAAAAGAGAAAAAAUGGCUGUGUGUGAGCAUUGUGAAUCACGCGAAGCAGAAAUAUAUCAGACUGAAAUAUUAGCGGAAAGGAAAUUGGAGGAAAAGUUUUGUAGACUAUGGACAGAGUGUCAAAGAUGCCAAGGAAGCUUACAUCAAGAAGUUUUGUGCACUAGUCGUGACUGUCCUAUAUUCUACAUGAGGAAAAAAAUCCAAUUAGAAUUGGAUACUCAAAUAAAAAGGAUCGAAAGAUUUGGAAUUCCAGAAUGGUAAAAAAGAUUUGAUGGAACACUUAAAGUUCAUAUGUAGGUAUGAGUAUUUUUUUAAAUUUACUGUUAUUCUAUAAUGGAUAUAUAAUCUGUAAUCCAUGUUAAUUUCGUUUUAUGUACAAUGAUAUAAUUUA